Messenger RNA from Lontra canadensis (Northern American river otter), 1792 nucleotides. RefSeq names its product elongation factor for RNA polymerase II 3 (gene ELL3). Gene Ontology annotation, biological process: transcription elongation by RNA polymerase II; snRNA transcription by RNA polymerase II; positive regulation of transcription elongation by RNA polymerase II. The coding region runs from base 101 to 1294 and encodes 397 amino acids. Gene Ontology annotation, molecular function: cis-regulatory region sequence-specific DNA binding. Lineage: Eukaryota; Metazoa; Chordata; Mammalia; Carnivora; Mustelidae. The transcript is spliced from 11 exons. The record is from RefSeq and is a predicted model, not a curated record. Gene Ontology annotation, cellular component: transcription elongation factor complex.
GGGCUACCAAGAGUGCCAGUGUAGCCCUGCACAGCACAGGUGGUGGUGGUGGCGGCCCUUGCCUGUGGCUCUCGUUCUGCGUGCGCUAGACCUCGCAGCCAUGGAGGGACCCGAGGAGCUUCUGAGUGGGAAGCUCCAGCUCUGCUUCACCCCCGCUGCCGGGACCAGCCUCCUGAUGUUCAGGCUCAACGACGCGGUCCUGCGGGCGCUGCAAGAGUGUCGGCGGCAACAGGUUCGGCCAGUGAUCGCUUUCCAAGGCAACCGAGGGUAUCUGAGGUUCCCAGGCCCUGGCUGGUCCUGCCUCUUCUCCUUCUUAGUGUCCCAGUGUGGCCAGGAGGGCCCUGGAGGUGGCUUGGACCUUGUGUGCCAACGGUUAGGCAGAUCUGGGCCUAACCAGCUCCACUGCCUGGGCCCACUCAGGGAUCGCCUCACUAUUUGGGCAGCCAUGGAUUCCAUCCCAGCCCCAUCUAUAGUUCAGAGACAUAAUCUGAUGGACCGCGUCAGAGAUCCUGAGAGUUGGCAGAACACAGGAGACUAUUCUGAACAAGACACAGUUUCACAGCCACAGAUGGCGCUAAAAGAGGUGCCAGAUCCACUGGCAAGCAGCCAAGGACAGUCACUCCCAGGAUCCUCAAAGGAACACAUGGCACAGUGGCAAGUGAGAAACCAGACCUAUCUUCCAAACAGAGAACCUGAUCAGGCACUGACUUAUUCUGCUAGCCAGAAACAUUUGAACAAGAAGCGUCCGGCACCUACAACCACUCUAGGACUAGAAGAGAAGAGACUCAGAACUCUGCCUUUAGCUCCAAGUCCCCUACAAGGGCUGCCCAGUCAGGACCUGCAAGAGGGAGAAGACUGGGAACAAGAGAAUAACGAUGAAGACAUGGGCCCCAGGUUGGAACACAGUCCCUCAGUUCAAGCUGAUUCUGAAUCCCCAAACCCUGAAGAGGUACCAGAUUACGUGCUGCAAUACAGGACCAUCCGCAGUGCAGAGCAGCAACAUGCUUAUGAGCAGGACUUUGAGACAGAUUAUACUGAAUACCGCAUCCUACAUGCUCGUGUUGGGGCUGCAAGCCAAAGGUUCAUAGAGCUGGGAGCAGAGAUCAAGAGAGUUCAGCGAGGAUCUCCAGAACACAAGGUACUGGAAGAAAAAAUAGUCCAGGAAUAUAGAAAGUUCAGGAAGCGGUACCCAGGUUAUAGGGAAGAAAAGCGUCGCUGUGAGUACCUGCAUCAGAAAUUGUCCCACAUUAAAGGUCUCAUCCUGGAGUUUGAGGAAAAGAACAGGGAAAGCUGAAGCUGUCAGAGGGCUCUUUACCUUCUCUCUGCUCAGUGCGAUAUGAAGGAACAAAGCAGAUAUGAACUACAUAGAGUGCAACUGUCUGCUCUUAUUGCUGAAUCCGUGGUGGCAAGCACGAGUUAAACUUCUAAAUUCUUUAAGGUCUGAUUUUAUUGUUGCCAUAUUUUACUUUUUAGGGUUUGGGCACAGUGCCAAGACUCCACAACUGUGCCCAGGAGACUAGGAAGAGUAGUAGAGGCUUAGCUUCUUCAUCUUUAGUUCAGCCAAGUCAUUUUCAAAUCCUGAGAUUUCAGCAUUUCACCAUUUCCAGGACAAGAUACCUUGAGAACAUUAGAAUUUAGCCUGGUUGCCUCCCUAAAGAAAUAGUAAUGAGAACUUCUGGUAACAGAGCUAAAGUAACUUGUAAUACACCUAGAUAUAAUGGGAAAGGGAUUAGUUGUUCCCCCUGUUCUGGAAGUGAAUCAUUUUACAAACAUGGCUGAAAAAUGAAAACUG